Impatiens glandulifera is the source of this 2568-nucleotide messenger RNA. Its product is annotated as O-fucosyltransferase 8. The transcript is spliced from 9 exons. The record is from RefSeq and is a predicted model, not a curated record. The coding region runs from base 661 to 2568 and encodes 635 amino acids. NCBI's taxonomy places the organism in Eukaryota, Viridiplantae, Streptophyta, Magnoliopsida, Ericales, Balsaminaceae.
UGAAAGAAGAUGGAAAAACAGAUGACCGGUGGUAGGAGACAAAGAUUUAUGAUAACCAUUACAAGAAUCUUGAUUAGCUACGGCCGGCGUCUGCGUUCUCGUCUCACAAAAAUGGCGAUUCAUGAUUUUCAUUUUCUGGGUUGUGUUAAAUCAUCGCGGGUUUCUCAGUUUCCUUUCUCUAAAACCAGAAUAAGGAAUUCCCAGAGAUGAACGAAUUCGUUCGGUCGGGGGAGCAGUUGUUGGGAUGGUGAUCUUUCUCCAGCAUCAAACAUAUAUUUAGGUAGUCAGCUUUAAUUUGGAACCCUAUUCUUUAUUAGCUGCUGUUGAUAAGAUAAAUUUAUAUACAUAUUUUCUAACUUGUGUUUCACUCAUUUUAUCAUAUAUAUAGUUUCCUGCAUAAUUCGCAUAUAUAUAUCACUGUCUGUCACUGUCUUUGGUUUCUUUAUCUUCGCUUCCAAUCCAGUGUUAAGAUGUUUACAUUCCAUCUUAUUUGGAGAAACUAACUAACUAACAGGGUAGAGUAGUUCAGAAUAUAUAUAUAUAUAUAUUCUGGUGAUGUUUGCCUAUCAACUUUAGGAAACUCACCAAUUAAACCUACUACUCAAUUUUAACAUAUUAAGGUUUCAAACAUUAAAUUGAGAGCUGUAGAAUUUUACUUCCAUGGGAAAGCAAGGCUCCACUAGAAGUCCACAUGCUACUUCUAACGAAGAUCGUCAGUAUAGAUCUGUUUUCGAAACACAAACACAACAAAGUGGGGAUCCUAAUUCUUCCUUACUAGGAAGGAGAUCACUGUCUGCAGGUGGAGGAGACAAGCAAUGGAUUAUACCUCCUCCUCAUGAUCAUCAUCAUCAUGGAAUAUUGAAGAAUUAUGAUUCUUCUGCAAAGUUUAGUUCUUGCAAAGGAUUUUUUUAUGUGGGCAAGAGGCAAUUAUGGUUUGGGAAACAUGUCAGAUCAAUUCUUUACACAUUUGCCUUAAUGGCUUUUCUUUUUCUCUUGGAUUCUUUUAUGUUCUCCUUUCUUGAUUCUUCUUCACCAAAGAAACCAAUCAGUAGCAGUAAUCUAGAGGCAGCUAGAACACCUUAUGCUGUUAACCAAGGUGCACCGGUGAAAAUGUACAACCGCCUUCAUGGUCUAGCUUCCAUCGCUUUAGAAGAGAAAGAGUUAGCUGGUGAUCCAUUAGAUUUGUGGGAAGAGCCAUAUCCCCAGGCUUCUAGAUGGAAACCUUGUGUAGAUAUGACAACUUCAAAAGAUACAAGGAAACCGAAGGAAAGCAGCAAUGGCUUCAUUUUAGUGAGUGCAAAUGGAGGUCUAAAUCAACAAAGAGUUGCAGUUUGCAAUGCAGUUGCUGUAACAGCUUUACUCAAUGCGACUUUAGUGAUUCCGAAAUUUCUUUUCAGCAAUGUAUGGAAGGAUCCCAGCCAGUUUGGUGACAUUUAUCAGGAGCAACAUUUUAUCAACAUUCUCAAGAAUGAAGUGAACAUUGUAAAAGAACUCCCUCCACAUCUAAAAUCAUUGGAUUUUGAAGCAAUUGGCAGUCUUGUAACCGAUGCAGAUCUAGUGAAGGAAGCUAAACCUGGAUUAUAUAUCGAUAGAGUUCUUCCUAUACUAAAGCGAAACGGGGUUGUCCAUUUACUUGGAUUUGCAAACCGCCUCGGUUUUGAUCCAUUGCCAUUUGAAUUGCAGAGAUUGCGAUGUAAAUGUAAUUUCCAUUCGUUAAAGUUUGUACCGAAGAUUCAACAACUUGGGACAUUGUUGAUCAGGAGAAUACGAAAACAUAAUUCUGCAAGAAACGCGUUGGACAAGAAACUUCUAGGAAAGUUCAUCUCAAAUACUACUUCACAAGAAGAGGCAGCGGAAGAUCCUUCAAAGUAUCUUGCACUUCACUUGAGAUUCGAGAUCGAUAUGAUAUCCUACUCGAUGUGUGAGUUUGGAGGUGGUGAAAAGGAGAGAAAGGAGCUUCAAGCUUACAGAAACAGCCAUUUUCCUCUGCUCAACCAACGAUUGAAGAAAUCAAACUACGUUCCAUCCUCUAAAGAACUAAGGAAGUUGGGGAAAUGUCCAUUGACACCCGAAGAAGCUGCACUUGUUCUUGCUGGUAUUGGAUUUAAGCGAAGAACAUUCAUCUAUCUUGCAGGGUCUCGAAUAUACGGAGGAGAAUCGAGGAUGAAUCCUUUGACUAGCCUUUAUCCAAAUAUGGUGACAAAGGAAGAUCUUUUAACACCAACUGAACUUGCACCUUUUAGAAACUUUUCUUCUCAGAUGGCAGCAUUGGACUUCAUGGCAUGUGCAACUGCUGAUGUAUUUGCAAUAACUGAUUCGGGUAGUCAAUUAUCAUCUCUAGUUUCGGGUUUACGCAAAUAUUAUGGCGGUGGUGGGCGUGCUCCCAUUUUGAGACCUGACAAGAGGAGGCUUGCGGAGAUUUUGGCAAAGAAUGGAACGAUUAGUUGGCGUGGUUUUGAAGAUAGGAUAAGGAAGAUGAUGACUGACGAUGGAAGAAGAGAAAGGUUCUUUGGAGAAAGCAUUUAUCGCGAACCUAGAUGCCAAGAAUGCAUGUGCAAGAAGAAAUGA